AUGUCGUCGAAAACAGUUCGAGACUUCCUCCAGCGUCACCCACAGCAGCGUUUAGAAUCUCCUUCUCGAGGCACAAGUGCUGCACUUCACAUUCUGGGUCUUUCCAGUUUUGCAUAUUCAUUCUACUGGCUAGAAGCCAAUCCGAACCCAGUCAAUGACUCUUUUGGUCGACACUUUCAACAUCUGACCAUUCUCGGUCUGAGUCUUGCUACAUUGACCUUCAUCAUUGGUCUACUUGCCGACCUAACCUUGUCGACUAGAUUGUUCAGGAUCAAGAACAUACUUUCGGUGACUAGUGCUCCCAUGGAAGUAUUGAUUAGUAUCCUAUACUGGGGUCUCAAAGGCAUUGAUGAAAGUCUUGUUCUUCCAGAGUGGGCUCCUAGGAUCCCAUUUGGUGCCGACUUCUCCUUCCAUGCUGCACCUUCAAUAGCACUUAUCUUGGAUCUGCUCUUCUUCUCUCCACCCUACACUGUCUCUGUCCUUCCGGCUCUAGGUAUUAGUAGUGGCAUUGCUAUCUCAUACUGGUUCUGGGUUGAGGAAUGCUUCAAACACAACGGAUGGUACCCUUACCCCAUCUUUGAAGUCUUGGACACUGCUGGUAGAAUCGGUCUCUUUGCGGGCAGUGCUGUGGUUAUGACAAUCAGCACUCUCUGCUUGAAGUGGACCUAUAAUCGUGUCAACAUGCACGCCCAGGAUAUCAGGAACAAGCCCAGUUGA
Messenger RNA from Aureobasidium subglaciale EXF-2481, 717 nucleotides. RefSeq lists its product as uncharacterized. The record is from RefSeq and is a predicted model, not a curated record. The transcript has 3 exons. Gene Ontology annotation, cellular component: endomembrane system; membrane. Lineage: Eukaryota; Fungi; Ascomycota; Dothideomycetes; Dothideales; Saccotheciaceae. The coding region runs from base 1 to 717 and encodes 238 amino acids.